AUGACUGAAGGGUUUGCAUCGUUUCCUGUCGAGGGUUUAUCGGAGCCGUGCAAGACUUGGUACAAGAUUGUAGGCGAUCUCGCAACGUCAGCAGCCCCAUUGAUCGUACUUCAUGGUGGCCCGGGGGCCUGUCAUGACUAUCUCCUCCCCUUGACCGACCUCGCGCCCUCGACUACUCUUGUGUUCUAUGACCAAAUCGGAAAUGGCCGAUCGACCCAUCUUCCCGAAAAGCACGGCGACGAGGAGUUCUGGUCCGUGGAUCUAUUCAUGAAGGAGCUCAAUAAUCUUCUGUUACAUCUAGGUCUUCAAGAUCGGAAAAUUGAUAUCUAUGGGCAUUCUUGGGGCGGGAUGCUGGCCGCCGAGUGGGCAGCAGCACAUCCGGGCCCGUCCAACCUCCGGCGUCUGGUGAUCUCAAAUAGCCUUGCCAGCAUGGAAGUGUGGCUGGAGGGUGUUUCGAUUUUGAGAAAGCAGCUGCCGCAGGAUGUUCAGGAGGUCCUUAACCGCGCUGAGGACUCUCAGAACUUCGAGAGCCCCGAGUACGAAGCUGCUGUCGAAGUAUUUUACAAGAAGCAUCUCAGUCUUGCAAGGCCUUGGCCAGCACCAGAGGUCCAAGUCGCGCUUGACUGGUUUGCCAAGGAUUCGACUACCUAUGGCACAAUGUAUGGUCCAAGCGAGCUUAACGCUACUGGCUCGCUUCGCAACUGGACUUCCAUUCCGAAGUUACCCAGGAUCAAGGUUCCCACCCUUCUGAUCAAUGGGGUACAGGAUGAGGCUCAGGAUGUAGCGAUGCAGCCGUUCUUCGACCAUAUUGUGAAGGCCAAGUGGAUCAAGCUAGAUAAUGCUGCGCACUUCUCCCAUGUUGAUCAACGGGAGAGCUACAUGAAGCAUUUGGGGGCUUUUCUGGCAGCAUGA
Diaporthe amygdali is the source of this 912-nucleotide messenger RNA. RefSeq names its product proline-specific peptidase. Gene Ontology annotation, biological process: proteolysis. The transcript is spliced from 2 exons. Bases 1 to 912 code for a protein of 303 amino acids. NCBI's taxonomy places the organism in Eukaryota, Fungi, Ascomycota, Sordariomycetes, Diaporthales, Diaporthaceae. The record is from RefSeq and is a predicted model, not a curated record. Gene Ontology annotation, molecular function: peptidase activity.